AUGAAGUUUGCACGAUAUUUGGAAGAUACCCAGAUUCCUGAAUGGAAGAAGGCAUACAUUGACUAUCGAGGGCUGAAGAAACGCAUCACUGCCAUCCGCCGCGCUCAAACCGCGGUACAACCUCCUUGCGGUGGUACAUCAACAACUGGAGCAACGCCAAUUAUAGAGCCAACUGAAAGCCACGACGCAGAGAAUCCCCUGGGGCCGAGUGUCUUACCCCCUCCAAUACUUUCUCCCAGUCAUACUCAGUCGUCGCACUCCACAGAUCACACAGCGUAUGAUCCUGAGACGGAAUUCGCAGCGGAAGAUGAGCCCCACAACCUUCUUGGCCAACAAGUACCAGAGGUUCCAGCACGGCCACCACUCAGCCGCUCAGCUUCAAGCUCUGGGACUGGUGUACACCCCGCUGCUACCCUGCGCCGUCGUAACACAGCAUUUUCCAUCCUGGCGCGUGGCGCGUCGGAAACUUUCAACAUGUCACAUCUCUCCGAUCUCCCUAGUUCACUCAAAUGGGAUCCUACGACGCCUCCUCCGCUUAUGGAGCUCCUUCCACGAUUGGCGCCUGCUCAUCGCGCCUAUUUUGACGCGCUGGAUGCGGAGCUUGACAAGGUUGAGAGUUUCUACUGCGAGCGUGAACAAGAACUGAAAGACAGGACCGCUGAACUGAAAAAGCAGUUACAGGAACUCAAAGACCACAGACGUCUCUUCUACGAGGCUCAUCCACUCACCUCGUCCCAACCUGCUUGGUUCGCAGUUCCCUUUACCCGCCUGCGCCGACGAGUGCCGAAGUUCUUACCCCACGCGGAGCCACACCCUGACAUACAGUCAGUCUUACCCUCUUCACUGAAACAGCGCAGAAGAUCUCCUGCUGCCAAGGCUUCCGUAGACGCCGGCGGAGGCGCGGGCGACAAAGACACGGAGGUACAUCCAGAGGAUGAAGGCGCAUCUCACAAAAAUGGCGUGAACUUCCAGCUGGAGAAUAACCAGGCUCUUAAGGAGCAAACCAAGGAUGUCGAGAUUGAGAAUGCCGGUCGUUCCGCUUCUGUCAGCCUGUCACAGACGCACGCAGACAGCGAAGACGGCGACCACUACAACCACUCUCAUCUCCAUAUGCAUCCGCAUGUCCGUCGUGACAGCAGACAGCUCCAGCCCGCACGCGCCAAAGGUGGCCCCUCAGGCCGUCGACUCAAUCCAGAAGAAUACCAGAAUGCAAAGAAGAAACUCAAGAGGGCAGUGCUAGAAUGUUACCGUGGCUUGGAAAUCUUGAAUAAUUACAGGACACUGAACCUUAUUGGGUUCCGCAAAGCUCUGAAAAAAUUCGAGAAGGUGACCAAGAUUCCAGUGCAACAUGCAUAUUUAACCGAGAAGAUAGAACCUAGCGCCUUUGCAUCAGGCGCAACUGUGGAGGGAAUGAUCCGUGAAAUGGAGGAUCUCUUCGCGGCUCGUUUUGCGCGGGGAGACAGGAAGAAGGCGAUGGAUCGGUUACGGGGCUGGCAGCGUCAGAGCCAUCAUUUCAGCUCGUUUAAGACGGGCUUGAUGCUGGGCCUCGCUCUUCCAGCGUUCGUGGAUGGCGUGUAUCAAAGCUUCCAGGAUGACACGCGUGCGGCGUUGCCCACUUGGAACGGCUUGCUGUAUGUAUAUGCUGUAUUCUUCAUCCCGAUCUUGCUCUCUGUCCUAGUUGGCGUGAAUCUUCUGGCUUGGUCCAGCGCACGCAUUAAAUAUGUCUUCAUAUUCGAACUGGAUGUGCGUACGUGUCUCGACCAGCGUGAAUAUUUCGAGGUGCCUUCCAUCCUUCUGUCUACUCUCUGUUAUGCCUUCUGGCUUUCUUUCAACCGCAUUGGGGCGCAUUCCGUCUCACCAACCACGUGGCCGCUUAUAUGGCUUGCCUGGGCAGUGGGGAUAAUGCUCAAUCCGCUUCCCAUUCUGUACAAAUGGUCGCGAUGGUGGUUCAUCAAAAUGCUCUAUAGAUUGGCGACGCCUGGAAUUCGUCGGGUAGAGUUCACGGACUUCUGGAUGGGUGAUCAAUUCUGCAGUCUUGUCUUUACUUUGACAAACAUGUUCUAUGUCGGGUGCGCUUAUAAGCGAGGAUUGGAUAAUUGGCAGCAGUGCACAGAGGGGAGAUACUGGGGACCAGAGUUUGCCCUUGCAUGCAUUCCUUUCCUAAUACGUGUCAUUCAGAGCAUCAAGCGGUGGGUAGACUCUCGCUUGAUCACCCAUCUCAUCAAUGCGGGAAAGUACGCUGCUGGAUUGCUCAUGUAUCUCUGUUAUUACCUCUGGAGGCAGCACGGUGGAGGUCGUGGUGUCCACUUUGUGGUGUGGUGUAUCUUCGCUACUAACUAUUCUCUAUAUGCUUCAUCAUGGGAUAUACUGAUGGACUGGUCCUUAUUGCAGCCGCACGCAAAAUACCCUCUGCUUCGAUCCGAGCUCUUGUAUCCUAGCUAUGUGCCGCUCUACUACAUGGCAAUCGUCACAAAUGUAUUGAUCAGGUUCAUAUGGGUAUUUUAUAUACCUGGAAGUGGGCCGAAUUACGUUUUAAGAACCUUUAUCGCGGGUUCAUUGGAGUCUUUCAGGAGAUGGCAGUGGAACUUCAAGAACGAACAUCUAGGGAAUGUGGAUCAAUAUCGCGUCACUAGAGAAGUCCCCCUCCCAUAUGCACUUGAGGAUAUGUCGCGCGAGUCGGACGAUGAGGAUGACAGGGAUAAUCACAGCAGAUCUAGGCGCCGACGAAAAACUCAAGACUCCUCGACGGAGCACAUGGAACAAGGCAGCGAGUCAUGA
Messenger RNA from Sparassis crispa, 2778 nucleotides. RefSeq names its product Phosphate transporter PHO1. Gene Ontology annotation, molecular function: inositol hexakisphosphate binding. Gene Ontology annotation, biological process: phosphate ion transport; cellular response to phosphate starvation. The transcript has 21 exons. Lineage: Eukaryota; Fungi; Basidiomycota; Agaricomycetes; Polyporales; Sparassidaceae. Bases 1 to 2778 code for a protein of 925 amino acids. The record is from RefSeq and is a predicted model, not a curated record. Gene Ontology annotation, cellular component: cytoplasm; Golgi apparatus; plasma membrane.